Gongylonema pulchrum is the source of this 864-nucleotide messenger RNA. The record is from the annotation of a GenBank genome assembly. NCBI's taxonomy places the organism in Eukaryota, Metazoa, Nematoda, Chromadorea, Rhabditida, Gongylonematidae.
AUGGAUAACCAGAUGACAUCGGCUCCGAGCGACAUGAGCGAUGAGCUGAAGUCUGCAAUCACUGCUGAAAUUCGCGUACAGAUUGUGCCGGUUGUGAAGGAGCUCGUACGCGAAGUGGUCAGUGAAUUUCGUACAGUCAUUGCGGAUAUGGUCAAACCGCUCCACGAGGAUAUGCAUAGAUUUCACGGCCACAGUAUGACACCAAACGCUUUGCUGCCGGAGAAUGCAGGAAUUUAUGUGAGUGGAUCACCUUCAGUGAAUGAUACACAAGGCGGCCAGGAGAACACCGGUGAGAACUGCGAACAUCUUGCCAUAUCUCCUGCAUCGAUGAACCGUUCAAAGGCGGAGCCACGAGAGCCACGGGCACAGUCGUCGACCAGCGAUUGUCCAGCAUUUAGUUUCAUUUAUUACAAUACAGCAUGUCUUAUUCCGAUUCCUACGCUGCUGCAUCCUGGAAGAUUUGCGGCGCACAUGAAGUCACGCAAGUAUUUCGUCAAAGACGGGAAAAUCACAGGACGCAUUCGACAGUUUGGGCAAGUUUGCCACCUGCUUCAAGACUACGACCACAUUCUGCACCGCCAGUAUUACUGUCAUGGAAACACAAUUGGUCCAGCAACAAUCCGUAAAAAUAUAUGGUAUUUGACAAGUAAAGUAAACCUGAGUGAAGUGGUGGGAUGCUCCUUGGUUUCUUAUGAAAUUGGUGAUAAUGUUACCGUAAAAGUCUCGAAAGUACGCUACAAAUCGGAGAUGCCAGUGAAAGAAGAGAUACCUGCAGAAGAGAUGGAUGUUAGUGUUGUGCUGAAUCCGAACGCUGAGCUUCAGAGGUUUGUGGAUAGUAUGGAACCGCUACAGGCGUUACCUUGA